Molecule: messenger RNA, 3249 nt
Organism: Lytechinus variegatus (green sea urchin)
Lineage: Eukaryota; Metazoa; Echinodermata; Echinoidea; Temnopleuroida; Toxopneustidae
Product: hyaluronidase-like
Exons: 3
Coding region: 110-1504 (464 amino acids)
Biological process (GO): carbohydrate metabolic process; hyaluronan catabolic process
Molecular function (GO): hyalurononglucosaminidase activity
Source: RefSeq, a predicted model, not a curated record
UCACCAAUCAUCACCUGAGGUAUAAAUAGGGCGUGGUCACCAGGGCGCAUGGAGUUUGUUGACGAACUUGACGUAUCGGUAGUAUUGAUCAUCUCUGGCUAGUUUCAUCAUGAAUUUGAUACAUUUCCAAGAUUAUUAUAUUUUUAUCCUGACUUUAUUGUGUUGUUGGUCUUUACAGACUGCUUAUUCCAAAUUCGAUCGCGAUUGGUUGAAAAACCUUCACUCAACGUCGCAGGAUGCAGGAAAAAACGUAACCACCAUUCAUCAACCCCGAGCGGCGAUCAAUACUGGUCAUGCGCCGAAACAUCCCGGUGGUAAAGUCAUAAAUAGCGACAACAUUUUCCGGGCGAUUUGGAAUCUGGCCAACAAUUGCGGAGAACGUUUCGGUAUAGAAUUGCCAUUGUCGGAUUACGGGAUUGAAUUUAACAGUAAUCACAGAUGUACUGGUGGAAAUGUGAUCAAUUUGUUCCAUAAAAAUCAGAUGGGACUGUUUCCACGUUAUGUAUAUGAACCUGGGCCUGGCAAUAAAACACAACUAAUUCCAGUGAAUGGAGGAUUACCACAGCUAGCAAACAUAACCCAACAUCUCGAGAAGGCUACAAAGGACAUUAUGAGGACCAUUCGAGAUCCAAAGUUUAAUGGUGUUGCCGUCAUUGACUGGGAAGCUUGGCGUCCCCAAUGGAAAGAGAACUUUGACAUGAUGCGCAUCUAUCAGGAAAAGUCGAUCGCGCAUGUGAAAGAGCUGCAUCCUGAAUGGGACACUGCCAUGGUUGAGUCCGUUGCUAUGCUAGAGUGGGAAGAAGGUGCCAAGCUUUUCAUGGAAAGCACUCUGGAGUUGGCAAAGACACUGCGACCAAACACCACCUGGGGUUUCUAUAUAUACCCGCUCUGUCUACUCGAUGGAGAUACAGCCAAUAUGAGUUGCACAGCUGAAUCAAUGACGUAUAACAACAACAUCAUGUGGCUUUUCAACGAGAGAACAGCACUUUAUCCAUCAAUUUAUCUCAGACCUUUCCAUUUCUAUCAGAAGUUGUAUGUUAGAAGUAAGUUGCAGGAGGCUUUGAGGGUCAGGCAGAGGUCCGACGAUCCUCAAGGAGUUAUCAUGAGCUACACAAGAUUCAACUACUCUGACACAGGUCUCUUCUAUAGUCUGGAAGAUUUGAACAACACCAUCCUGCAGUCCGCCGAGUUCGGCACUAAUGGCAUCAUAUUCUGGGGUGAAACUCUGGAUGUCUCGACUGUAGAGGAGUGUUCACAGCUGCGGAGCUACAUCAUCAAUGCCUUGGGUCCUACGGUGAUGAUGUCACGGAAGGGGGCGGAGUCUUGCAGCAAGAGGAUAUGCAGUGGAAACGGAAGAUGUGUCGGGGACAUACUAACAUGUAGGAGUGCUGGUAGACCAAGGGACCCGAUGAAAGCGGGUGUAGAUCAAGAUCAUGGAGAGAAUACCUGCUCUUGUAGGUGUUUCAGGGGUUGGAAAGGUUAUACUUGCAGUGUACGUAUGUAAAAACUAUUUGACGUGAUAGGCAGGUAUCUAUUUCCUUCAGCAAGUAAUUCAUUGACACUGUGUUGCACUCAAACCUGGUACUGUAGGUCUUUCAUAAAGCUGUUCCUAAAUUACGAGCGUCUUCACAAACGACUGGUGAUCCAUUCUGAGGCGCUAAAUUAUAAUCAAUGAAAAUGUGGUGGAUAUCAUUUACCAGAAGAAAGGAUCUCCUGUCGUUCGUAAAGGCACUUGUAUAGUUGCUCUGACUUAUGAACAGCUUUAUGAAAUACCCACGUGGUGUUGAGAUUGGAUUCAAUUCCCUUAAGCUCAUGCAGCUAGUUACAGCAGGGAUAAUCUCUGCUGAUUUGCCGCUCCAUGGCCCCUCUCAUUCCCGGCGUUUAUUUACUCCGCUCUUGCCCACCUGUUACCAAGAUCCCAACUCCUGCUUCCCCAGAAAUAUCUCCAGACUCCUCAGUGAGGGAAGGAAUAUUGCAGGAUCACAUUUAAGAUAACGAUGAUGUACAGGAUGUGUCCAUAAGUGUAAUGAGGUCAAACAACCAAGACCCACACCUUUAAACGCACACUUUUCUUAUUGAUUUAUAAUGUUUGUAAGUGCGGUGAUAUAGCUUCACUAUGGAGAUGUACUGAAUGCUGGUUAUUAUUCAAAAGACUUAUACGAACCUGUGUUGUUUUUCAUAUGAGGAAUUAUCUGUACAUUUAUUCCUAUUGCCGAGCACAGAAAUUUAGGGAAAAGGGGCAAUAUAAUGAUUAUCAAGCUUUGGUCAAAUGCUUAAAACUUGGUCAAUUUUGAAUGAGCCAAUUCUUCAUGAAUUUCUCAAAUUUUAUUGGUGUAUAGAUAAGCUUACAACUGAUUGUUGAAUUACUGAAGGAAAUGAAUACAGGUACAUAAAAGGGUGUAAUGUAUAAGAAUUAUUAUUGAUUGUGAAGCUUAAAACAAAGUAAUGCGAAACAACAGUAUUUUCAUGAAGUGGAGACUUAGGUUAUUUACUAUGCACAGCACAAAGUAUAUAUUACUAUAUAUUUUAUGCACAAAGAAUAUAUUUAUACUUACUAUGCACAAAGAAAAUAUUUAUAGAUACAUUUAUACAUGUAUCAAAGGGUACUUUUAAAAAUGUGUAUCGUAUUCUAAUAUAUCACAGCAUACAUUACUAGGACAGUAUUUGAACUGAUGAUUCAAAGCACUGUUUGGAGACAUUGAAAUUUGUGAGAUAUUUCUUAUUUUUUGAGCAAGCGCCAUGAGCACCUAGCUGAGGCGGAAACUGGAGUUGUACUAGAACCCAUGCAUCAUCACAUAUCUUGUCUUUUGAAGUGAAAGGUGAACUGCAGGUUAUACAGUAUUUAUACAUUAAUAACACUAUUAGAUAAUUGCUAUAUAUUUAUAUUUGUUUACAGUAAACAGUGGUGCACAAUUUUAGAGAAGCUUGGUAAACAUUGAAACUUCUACCAUGGUAUCAUAUUGCAAAGUUACAAAUUGUGGUAGUGUAAAACAUUCUACUUUCUUGUGAUAAGAUUUUAAUGGCAUUUUAUGUGUAAACAUGUUAAUAAUUCAUUUGGGGUAAUAAUUCCCCACUACCUGUGAUCUAUUGAAAACAGAAAAAAGAAUGAUUUCGGAAGAACACAGAAGUUAGUACGAUUUCAAUGUCAAAACAUAUUUAAAGAUACAGCAAACACAUUCAGUAAAUUCCAAUAAAUUGAAAGAUUUUCUUGUGCCAGUUGUACAUGUAUGUACAACUAUGCAUAUGAGA